ACUUCCCACUGAACCUGAACAAGGUGACGAUAUCUUGCUUGGCCGAAACGACAUCUGGUCGGAGGGGCAAUAAAUUAAUCAAAACGCAAUCUUUGUAUACAAGAACAGCAGAAUUGUAAUGUCGAUUAUCGGUGUCUAUCGUUCGGUUCCGAGUCCUCAGUCUGACUUGUACCGACAUCAUCCCCUGGCUCCGUCCUCAGAUUCUAUUGCGCGAAACUUCAGUCAGGGGCAAGUUCAAGAAAGCAAAAUGAGCCUUUCAUCUGGGGCUCCAAUCUUUGCUACUCCUUCGGCCGCUACUUCAGCCAAAGAGAGUUCGCAACAACCCUCCUCAAGUGGUAGUAACGCUCAGAGUGAAGCCGGUGGUAUAUCAAUACUACCGAAACUAUCAGAGACUGGGCCUUUUGCGACACAGUUCUCAAAUACUACCACUUUAGAUCAGCGCACUGCAGUUCAAGGCAGGGAAAUAGGGGCUGUUUCUGAGCAGCAUCGGCCAUCGCAGGAUUGGAGUGCUCAUAGCAGUAAUAUGAAUGCUUCGCAGACUACACAGCAGCGACGCGCAUCCGAAAAUCAUGGCGAAGACAAUGAAGAAGAGCUCGCGGAGGAUUUUAGCAAUGGCGAAGAGGGAGAGGGUGGACAGGGGAAGUCCGCGGGCGAUGCAGGAGAUAAUAGCAAAAAGACGAAACGAUUCCGCCUUACACAUAAUCAAACUCGAUUUCUUAUGAGUGAGUUCACUCGUCAGGCCCAUCCAGAUGCAGCGCAUCGUGAGAGACUGUCGCGAGAAAUUCCCGGCCUUAGUCCUCGUCAAGUGCAGGUCUGGUUUCAGAACAGACGAGCAAAGUUGAAACGCCUCACGAGCCAGGACAGAGACAGAGUGCUGAAAUCUCGAGCGCUCCCCGACCAUUUCGACAGGACGCAAAUGUUGCAGCAACCUUAUGGUCCCAGGCAAUCGGCUACUACAUCCCCGACUUCGCCUACUACAGCGAGAUCUUCGUUCGCAAGCACCGCCCCUAAACCAUUGGCUGUGAACAGCAUAAAGCGCAAUCCUGGUGACGAUUAUCCAGUGUCUCCUGCAAGCGCGGCAUCAGCAUACGGUAACUACGUGAAUUCACCUGGACUUUCCGAACCAUUUUCUCCAACGAACAACACUGGCCAUCCGGCAACUUUACCAAGAGUGCCUGGUGUGCAUCACGCACCACAUUCUCAUGAGUAUCAUCGAUCACAUAGCUUUUCUAGCUCGUAUGCGCCGGCCUGGCAACAAUAUCCACACAGACUUCAUAUGCCUCCAUCAGAGGCCGGUAUCAAAUCGGAACAGACCAUAAACCCCCUCCACCGUUCGACUGCUUCAUAUCCGGGUCUGGCUGGAACCAUUCCAGAGGCAACCUACGACCGACACGGGUCCCAAGCAAGUUCUGUAGAUCAUGGAUCUUCUACUCAAACAAAUAGUCCUCUCCCGCCGGCGAUGGCAUAUCAAGCAGGACAACCUUCACACGCAUCAAAUGAACAAUAUCCAUCAUCUACCCAAGUCGCUGAAUCUGCCUACAACACGCCGGUAGGUUAUCGUCAUGUCCUCUCGUUACAAACCGGCCAGCUCCCCCCGCCGCAAGAAUAUCAAGUCUCCCCAUUCACACCGUCAUAUAAUUUCGAUUCUUUUUACCAACCAUACACACACGAGAACUCUUCCACUGUCAGUUUGCCGGCCUCAUACAUGCGUUCGUCGCAGCAAGGUGCUUAUGAAUCGUCGAACGGGAAUUAUUCUUCGUACGAGAAUCAUGAUAUGACUCAUAGACUUUCAGCUUCGCAACCGGGAGGUACGAGGUGAUCGCCUUGUCAAAUAGUUGCGAGCUACAUUUGUUCCUCUCGAUUUAACUCAUCCAAACCGCAUAUACCGGUGGAUAUUAGGACCGAUAACAUCACUGAACAUUCUUCGUAUAUACGGUAUUCACUUGAUCGCAACAUAAUACACAUAUUUCACACCAAGCGCGGUAAACAUAUACAAGUAUUCUGGGAGUUGACGUGGGAGAGAAAAAGGGGCAGGCGCCGGAGUUAUUGGUUUGCUACUCGUUUCGCCCCGAGAUUCCAAGGCCAGAUGUUUCUGAAGAAUGGGGUAGGUAUCAUACAUAAAAGGGUACCCAGGUGAAAAUUCGAUGUUGUAUUAUUAUUUAUUGUAAAUAUUUAUUAACUUGGGUAUAUUGAUUUAGUAUGGCUGUCGGAUGGGCUGCAAUAAAUAUGAAGUUCAACGUACGAUCGAUCUGCUCCUUAUUCUGCCUACUAUAAAGACUUCCGGUUGUUGUGAUA
Molecule: messenger RNA, 2295 nt
Organism: Talaromyces stipitatus ATCC 10500
Lineage: Eukaryota; Fungi; Ascomycota; Eurotiomycetes; Eurotiales; Trichocomaceae
Product: homeobox transcription factor, putative
Exons: 4
Coding region: 119-1819 (566 amino acids)
Biological process (GO): regulation of transcription by RNA polymerase II
Molecular function (GO): DNA-binding transcription factor activity, RNA polymerase II-specific; RNA polymerase II transcription regulatory region sequence-specific DNA binding
Source: RefSeq, a predicted model, not a curated record